Saccharomyces cerevisiae S288C is the source of this 4962-nucleotide messenger RNA. It is a transcript of the gene CHC1, whose product is annotated as clathrin heavy chain. Lineage: Eukaryota; Fungi; Ascomycota; Saccharomycetes; Saccharomycetales; Saccharomycetaceae. The transcript has a single exon. Gene Ontology annotation, cellular component: cytoplasm; clathrin coat of trans-Golgi network vesicle; clathrin complex. Gene Ontology annotation, biological process: intracellular protein transport; vesicle-mediated transport. The record is from RefSeq and is marked reviewed. The coding region runs from base 1 to 4962 and encodes 1653 amino acids. Gene Ontology annotation, molecular function: structural molecule activity; clathrin light chain binding.
AUGAGUGACCUACCCAUUGAAUUUACCGAAUUGGUCGAUCUGAUGUCCUUAGGAAUUUCCCCUCAAUUCCUUGACUUCAGAUCAACUACUUUCGAGAGUGACCACUUCGUCACUGUUAGAGAAACAAAGGACGGUACAAACUCUGUUGCAAUCGUGGAUUUGGCCAAAGGCAAUGAAGUGACAAGGAAGAAUAUGGGCGGUGAUUCUGCUAUCAUGCAUCCAUCUCAGAUGGUUAUUUCCGUUAGAGCAAAUGGUACUAUCGUGCAGAUAUUUAAUUUGGAAACUAAGAGCAAGUUAAAGUCUUUUACUUUAGAUGAACCUGUUAUUUUUUGGAGGUGGUUGAGUGAAACCACUUUGGGUUUUGUUACCGCAAGAUCCAUACUGACCUCGAACGUCUUUGAUGGUAACGUAAAUGCUAAGCCUCAAUUGCUUACCUUGAGACACGCUAACUUGAACAAUACCCAAAUUAUCAAUUUUGUGGCUAACAAAAACCUUGACUGGUUCGCAGUUGUUGGUAUCUUACAAGAAAAUGGCCGUAUUGCCGGUAGAAUUCAAUUAUUCUCAAAACAACGUAACAUCUCCCAAGCUAUCGACGGUCAUGUUGCUAUCUUUACGAAUAUAUUACUAGAGGGUAAUGGCUCGACCCCGGUACAAGUUUUCGUUACUGGUAACAGAAAUGCCACCACCGGUGCUGGAGAAUUAAGAAUUAUCGAGAUUGAUCACGAUGCUUCAUUGCCUUCUCAAUAUCAAAAGGAAACUACCGAUAUUUUCUUUCCACCAGAUGCAACGAAUGAUUUCCCAAUCGCUGUUCAGGUGUCUGAGAAAUACGGCAUAAUUUACCUAUUAACCAAGUAUGGCUUCAUCCAUUUGUACGAAUUGGAAACCGGUACCAAUUUAUUCGUUAAUAGAAUUACAGCAGAAUCUGUUUUUACUGCAGCUCCGUACAAUCACGAGAACGGUAUUGCAUGCAUCAAUAAAAAAGGUCAAGUUUUAGCAGUAGAGAUUUCUACUUCUCAAAUCGUUCCAUAUAUCUUGAAUAAAUUAUCUAAUGUGGCACUGGCCUUAAUCGUUGCUACAAGAGGUGGCUUACCAGGUGCAGAUGAUUUAUUUCAAAAACAGUUUGAAUCUUUAUUGUUACAAAACGAUUAUCAAAAUGCAGCUAAAGUUGCAGCCUCUUCCACUUCUUUAAGGAACCAAAACACCAUCAACAGGUUGAAAAACAUUCAAGCACCACCAGGCGCCAUUUCUCCUAUCCUACUUUACUUUUCAACACUAUUGGAUAAAGGGAAAUUGAAUAAAGAGGAAACAAUUGAAUUGGCUAGACCAGUUCUACAACAAGACAGAAAACAAUUGUUCGAAAAAUGGUUAAAGGAAGAUAAACUAGAAUGUUCAGAAGAACUAGGUGACAUCGUUAAGCCUUUCGAUACUACUUUAGCGCUAGCUUGCUACUUAAGAGCAGGUGCCCAUGCAAAAGUUAUAUCUUGUCUUGCCGAAUUACAACAGUUUGAAAAAAUUAUUCCUUACUGCCAAAAGGUUGGAUAUCAACCUAACUUUUUAGUGCUGAUUUCUUCUUUGAUUAGAUCAUCACCAGACAGAGCUUCUGAAUUUGCCGUAUCUCUAUUACAAAAUCCGGAAACUGCUUCUCAGAUCGACAUAGAAAAAAUCGCAGAUCUAUUCUUUUCCCAAAACCAUAUCCAACAAGGAACCUCUCUACUUCUAGACGCGUUAAAAGGAGAUACCCCAGACCAAGGUCACUUGCAAACUCGUGUUCUUGAAGUCAAUCUACUACACGCACCACAAGUUGCUGACGCCAUAUUGGGAAACAACAUCUUUUCUCAUUAUGACAAACCAACUAUUGCUUCCUUAUCCGAAAAGGCGGGACUAUACCAGAGAGCUUUAGAAAAUUACACAGACAUCAAAGAUAUCAAGAGAUGCGUUGUCCACACCAAUGCAUUACCUAUCGAUUGGUUAGUCGGAUACUUUGGUAAGUUGAACGUUGAACAAUCUUUGGCGUGCUUAAAAGCUUUAAUGGAUAACAAUAUUCAGGCUAACAUCCAGACCGUAGUACAGGUGGCAACUAAAUUCUCUGAUUUGAUCGGUCCAUCUACUUUGAUUAAAUUAUUCGAAGAUUAUAAUGCUACGGAAGGUUUAUACUAUUACUUAGCCUCUUUAGUCAACCUAACCGAAGAUAAAGAUGUGGUUUACAAAUACAUUGAAGCUGCUGCUAAAAUGAAACAAUACAGAGAAAUUGAAAGAAUUGUGAAGGAUAACAAUGUCUAUGAUCCAGAAAGAGUCAAGAAUUUCUUGAAGGAUGCCAAUCUAGAAGACCAGUUGCCUCUAGUCAUAGUUUGUGACCGUUUCGACUUUGUUCAUGAAAUGAUUUUAUAUUUGUACAAAUCACAGAACUUAAAAUUUAUUGAAACUUACGUGCAGCAGGUUAACCCUUCAAAGACUGCCCAAGUUGUUGGCGCAUUACUUGAUAUGGACUGUGAUGAGGCAUUUAUUCAAAGUCUGCUACAAUCAGUCUUAGGUCAAGUCCCUAUUAAUGAAUUAACUACUGAGGUUGAAAAGAGAAAUAGACUAAAAAUAUUGCUACCUUUCCUAGAACAAAGCUUAAGUCAAGGUAUCCAGGAUCAAGCUGUUUACAAUGCCUUAGCAAAAAUUUAUAUUGAUUCCAAUAAUUCUCCUGAAAAGUUUUUGAAGGAAAACGACCAAUAUGACACCUUAGACGUUGGUCAUUACUGCGAAAAAAGAGAUCCCUACCUUGCAUAUAUUGCGUAUGAAAAAGGUCAAAAUGAUGAUGACUUGAUUAGAAUCACUAAUGAAAAUAGCAUGUACAAGUACCAGGCAAGAUAUUUGUUGGAACGUUCUGAUCUCGAUUUAUGGAACAAAGUUUUGAAUCAAGAAAAUAUUCACAGAAGACAAUUAAUUGAUUCGGUCAUCUCCGUUGGUAUCCCUGAAUUAACUGAUCCUGAACCUGUUUCCUUAACUGUUCAAGCAUUCAUGACCAAUGGAUUAAAACUGGAACUAAUUGAGUUGCUAGAAAAAAUCAUAUUGGAACCUUCUCCUUUCAACGAAAAUGUGGCUUUACAAGGGUUGCUAUUAUUGUCUGCUAUUAAGUAUGAACCAACUAAGGUUUCAAGCUAUAUCGAAAAAUUAGAUAACUACGACGCCGAUGAAAUUGCUCCAUUAUGUAUUGAACAUGAUUUGAAGGAGGAAGCUUUUGAAAUCUAUGACAAACAUGAAAUGUACGGUAAAGCUUUAAAGGUUUUAAUCGAAGACAUCAUGUCUUUAGAUAGAGCUGCUUCUUAUGCUGAUAAAAUCAAUACUCCCGAAUUGUGGUCUCAAAUUGGUACGGCUCAGUUAGAUGGAUUAAGAAUCCCAGAUGCUAUUGAGUCUUAUAUUAAAGCAGAAGACCCAUCAAAUUACGAAAAUGUAAUUGAUAUAGCCGAACAAGCCGGUAAAUACGAAGAAUUAAUUCCAUUUUUACUAAUGGCUAGAAAGACUUUGAAAGAACCAAAGAUCGACGGUGCUUUAAUCUUGGCCUAUGCUGAACUAAACAAGAUUCAUGAAAUUGAGAACUUGUUGGCAGGUUCCAAUGUUGCAAACUUAGAUCAUGUUGGUGAUAAAUUAUUCGAGAAUAAAGAGUAUAAAGCGGCCAGGCUAUGUUAUUCUGCUGUUUCUAAUUACUCCAAGCUUGCUUCUACCUUGGUUUACCUGGGAGAUUAUCAGGCUGCUGUUGACACUGCUAGAAAGGCUUCAAACAUUAAAGUUUGGAAACUGGUUAACGACGCUUGUAUUGAAAAGAAAGAAUUCAAGCUGGCUCAAAUUUGUGGGUUGAACUUGAUCGUUCACGCUGAAGAAUUAGAUGAACUGGUGGAAAGGUAUGAAUCAAACGGCUAUUUCGAAGAACUGAUUUCAUUGUUUGAAGCUGGUUUGGGACUUGAAAGAGCUCAUAUGGGCAUGUUCACUGAAUUGGCCAUUUUGUAUUCCAAAUAUGAACCAGACAAGACCUUCGAACACUUGAAGCUAUUCUGGUCCAGAAUAAAUAUUCCAAAGGUUAUUAGAGCUGUCGAACAAGCUCACCUCUGGUCGGAAUUGGUCUUUUUAUAUGCUCACUAUGAUGAAUGGGAUAAUGCUGCUUUAACACUAAUCGAAAAAUCAACCAAAGACUUGGAUCACGCCUAUUUCAAAGAAGUUGUUGUCAAAGUUUCUAACUUAGAAAUCUAUUACAAGGCCAUUAAUUUCUACGUCAAAUUUCACCCAUCAUUACUAGUUGAUCUUUUGACCUCAUUGACACCAAGAUUAGAUAUUCCAAGAACUGUCAAAAUUUUCUCGAAAUCCGACAACUUGCCUUUAAUCAAGCCUUUCUUGAUCAAUGUCUUACCAAAAAAUAACUCAGUUGUCAACCAAGCCUACCACGAUCUGAUGAUUGAAGAAGAAGAUUAUAAAGCUUUGCAAGACGCUGUUGAUUCUUAUGACAAAUUUGACCAAUUGGGAUUGGCAUCUCGUUUGGAAUCUCAUAAGCUAAUUUUUUUCAAGAAAAUAGGAGCCCUGUUAUACCGUAGAAAUAAGAAGUGGGCAAAGAGUCUUUCAAUCUUGAAGGAAGAAAAGCUAUGGAAGGACGCUAUUGAGACGGCAGCAAUCUCUCAGGAUCCAAAGGUAGUGGAGGCUCUACUCACAUAUUUCGUUGAAACCGGUAACAGAGAAGGCUUUGUUGCUUUGCUAUAUGCUGCUUACAACUUAGUGAGAAUUGAAUUUGUUUUAGAAAUAUCAUGGAUGAAUUCUUUGGAGGACUACAUUAAGCCAUUUGAAAUCUCCAUAAAAAAAGAGCAGAAUGAUUCCAUUAAGAAAAUCACCGAAGAACUCGCUAAAAAGUCCGGAUCUAAUGAAGAGCACAAAGAUGGCCAACCUUUGAUGCUGAUGAACAGCGCGAUGAACGUUCAACCCACAGGAUUUUAA